GUAUCUUAUGUUAAGUGGAAUAGGGAUACAGCAAUAGAAAUACGUGUUUUUAAUAAAUAAAUAGAUACAUACAUAACCGCUAAUUACUCCGCAAGAUCGAAUCCUUUGUAAUUUGUAAACUAGAGUACUCAUUUCAGGUGUCUACAUACAAUUUUAACUUUGUUAUUAAUUAAAAGUAAUCUCAUGACCAAAGUGUUUUCGAGCGAGUCAGGGCAAAAUCAGCGCGGCCGUUGUGACUCCAAGAAAAUGACUCUUCGCCAUCCUUCGAAAAAAGGAUCGUUAGGUAAUCACUCUAAUAGGCGAAAGCACAUCUCCUUUGACCCUCGAGGCAACCGAGUGCGCUUUGUUCCCACCCCCCCUAAAUCAGAAUACAAGAAUUACUGGUUCUCCGAAUCACAGCACGUUGUUCGUAAGGGCAUUCAGAUUGAGGUUGAACAAGAUAUUGCCAUAGCAUUAAACGUAGAAUGUCGUCUACAGUUGACAUCGUUGACUCAAGCAUCAACACCGUCAAAUGGACCACAUUCCAAUUCACGGGUUUUUUUGGAGGUAAAGGAGUUAAGCCUGUCCUCCUUAGGGGAAGUGGACGAGGAGAGUUGGUAUUGCGUCGGUUCCGUUUGUCCAGGAAGCGUUGAGAAGAUAUGUGUAGUCUUGCCAGCAGGUCUCUAUCAUAUGCGUUCUGUUGGGAAGAAUCCCAUUCAUGUCUUUGCCCAAAUGUGGGAAGUAGAGCGAGAACUGCAGUAACCAAUCCUUUUGCCUAAAAUACAAGUGCAAGGGUCUUGGGGCAGUGUAAUUCAGAAAUAAAUGAAGGCUUGCGCUCAACCUUUGAAAUAAAGAAUAAAAAAACUCCUAGAGUUUGUACUCAUUUAACAGUACUAACCAAACAAGAAGGGUGCCAUCCUUCAAAUAACAA
This is a messenger RNA of Phytomonas sp. EM1, 910 nucleotides long. The record is from the annotation of a GenBank genome assembly. Lineage: Eukaryota; Euglenozoa; Kinetoplastea; Trypanosomatida; Trypanosomatidae.